Molecule: messenger RNA, 414 nt
Organism: Puccinia graminis f. sp. tritici CRL 75-36-700-3
Lineage: Eukaryota; Fungi; Basidiomycota; Pucciniomycetes; Pucciniales; Pucciniaceae
Exons: 3
Coding region: 1-414 (137 amino acids)
Source: RefSeq, a predicted model, not a curated record
AUGACACGUGGCAGGGUUUAUUGGUCACAAGGAGCCGUGGUUGGAUGUACUCGUCAUGAAAUGCCUUUCCUGCAAUGCCAUGAGCUUGAAUGUCCUCAAGUAAAUGGUCAAUCAAUCACCAGGGAAACUAUCAACAUAACCGGAGUUGGUACCAUUGUUGCCAAAAUCGACCGUCAAGGGGGCUUCUUGGACUUAUUUGUCAAACAUGACGUUGGAAUCCGCACUGCAUUUGGAGACAAAGUCAUUACGGUCAAGUAUGUUGUGAACAAAAGCCAAUGUGGUGAAGGUGUUUCGUUGUUACUGAAGCCCGGUCAAAGAGGAAAAUUCAUGGGAGCUCUAGCUGGGUGGGAUAGAAACAAUUGCACAAUGGUUGUCGAUAUGAGGGGCGCAACUGUUGGCCAAAACAACAAAUGA